Molecule: messenger RNA, 2914 nt
Organism: Yamadazyma tenuis ATCC 10573
Lineage: Eukaryota; Fungi; Ascomycota; Pichiomycetes; Serinales; Debaryomycetaceae
Gene: VPS16
Product: tethering complex subunit
Biological process (GO): vacuole fusion, non-autophagic; endosomal transport; intracellular protein transport
Cellular component (GO): lysosomal membrane; cytoplasm; endosome
Molecular function (GO): actin binding
Source: RefSeq, a predicted model, not a curated record
GUUAAUGACUUCAAAUCCUAGUUUAAGCUGGCAAAAGAUCCAAGAUGUGUACUAUAGCUUGGUUCCAUGCUACGAGACUUUGAAUUGGUCAAUUGGAAACCUUUAUGGUGACCACAAGGUUAAAAUAUCAUCACAUUCCACGCUGGUGGCUUUGUCUUCAAAGUACACUUCCCACCCCAGUGUGAUAGACAUAUACACCAUCAGUGGAAAUAACUUGUGGUCGGUAGUUUACAACAGUACUACUGAAGAUCAUAUAGUGGACUACGAGUUCUACAAUGAGGAUUUAUAUGUGGUGCUAAGCAACCAGAAGUUCAGGCAUUACAAAGAUCUCAAAGGUAGUUUUGACGAGUAUGUCUUUACCAAAGACCUUAUAACCUUGGACAAUUUCGGAGAGUCCGAUGUGUUCUUAAACAAUGUGAACGCAGAAGAAAUUCAGGGGAAUCUGAAUGGGAAAACUGGAGGAAAAGAUCAUGAAGGUACUGGCAAACUCAACAAACAUGUUAUAACUAACCUUGAAAAUAAUGAACCAGAAGAGGUUUUCCAAAUAUUCGAUACCUACAUUUGGGGGAGUUUCCUUGUCCUACGGUUGACGAAUCGGUUCAUUAUAACUAAUCUUGCAGACAAUCACAGAAACUAUGAAAUCUUAAUUCCAGUGACUCUGGGACCUCAACUUCAUGACAUGGCAUUGAUAGAAUUGACUGAUGACGGGUUCUCAGCGGUGAUAUGCUACGGCUCUACGGCAUUGACAUUGAAAGUAGAUUUGAAAUCUUCCAGCUAUGAGUUGGUCGAUCACGAACUCACUGACGGGCCGUUCACAAAGGUGACAGUAUCACCUAAUGGUCAUUUAGUGGCUCUUUUGAAUGAACAAGUAUCGACUAUUUUUGUGAUCAGCAGUUCUUUCACCCAAGUAUUGUUAGAGUACGAUACUUCCAAUGACUCAAGUCUGCCUUAUCAAAUCGAAUGGUGUGCAAAUGAUGCCAUUGUGUUGUCAUUAAGAGAUGAAAUAAAGGUAGUAGGACCGAACCAGGCAUCCAUAUCGUUUUUCUAUGAUUUCAUAGAUGAAGAUGAUCUUGACUUCGAUGCUGUACUUAAGGGUACGGGUGAUGACGAAUUAUCUUUCACCAUUGCACACUUGAAAAGUGAACCUGAUGGUUUAAAGAUCCUCACCACUAAGAAAGUAGAGUUCUUGUCUAGAGUUUCUGAAUCGAGCAGAAACUUGUAUCAGAUUGGCUCAUCUCAUCCAGGAAGUAUUCUAUUAGAUUGUAUCGAUAAGUUAACCCAACAAUCGUCAAAAGCUGACACUAACAUUUCGUUAUUGAAGUCUGAUGUGUCUUUAAUAAAUGCAAUGGAUUCAUGUCUCGAUGUUGCAUUAGACGAGUUCAACCCACAGUGGCAGAAGAAACUUCUUCUGGCUGUUACGUUUGGUAAAGCUUAUGUUGAUGGAUAUUACAACUCUGAGAAGUACUUGAAAGUCAUAAACACCAUUAAAGUUUUGAAUCAGCUAAAAUCAGCAGACAUCUCUUUAUUCUUAACUUCAAAAGAAGCCGAUAUAUUGGGUUGGGAUAAAAUAAUUGGGAUGUUAUUGAAUAGGGACCAAUAUCUUUUGGCUCUCAAGGUUAUCUCCUUGUUAGACUUACAAUACUUGCGAGACAAAAUUUAUGUACACUGGUGCUGCUACAAAAUAAAGAAGGAAAUUGAUGUGGAGGAUUCCGAGCUUUACAAAAUAAUUGCCAAGAAGCUAGUUUCCGCUAGAGAUGAUGCUAGCAAGAAAAACUAUGUAUCUGUUGUUGAAAUUUCCGAAAUCGCUUUUGAAGAGGGAAGGCUUGAUCUUUGCAACUAUCUUAUCAACUUGGAACCGACAAUAGUCAAGAAGGUCGAACAGUAUCUUAAAUUUGAAAAGCUAGAAAUAGCUUUGAUAAAGGCAUUCGAAAGUGCUGAGUAUGAUUUGGUAAAAGUGUUACUAAUGCACCUACAUAGUACACUUUCAGUAUCCCAAUUUUUCAAGAUUCUACAUCAAAAUGAGUCUCAUUCUAUCACAGAUCCAAUUAGUGAAGAUAUUGAUACUUCUAACCAAAUAUUAGUUGUUGAUGGUAAUUUAGUGGAGAGCUUCUGGGUACAAAGUAUUGGAAAACACCAUAGAGAAGUGAUGGAGAAAUAUUACAAACAAGAAGAUAUGAAAGUUGAACUAUCAAUUGAAAGGUUAAAAUAUUUCCUCAAACAAAAUGAAUCCCCACCUGACAUAAGUACUGGCUUAUUGACUUACUACGAAGACUAUAAAAUGAAGUUAUUGAAAUUACUGGGGUCAUCUGGGGAUAGACAAAACUACAAAUUCCAUCAAUCAGAGUUGGAUGUUUUAGAAUUACAAAAGAAACUCAGCGAUACAUACCAAACUGAUUUCUUUUCCACCAAAAGUUUGAGUCAGAUUUUGGUCAAGUUAAUCAAUAUGCAUCAACUCAAACAAGGACACAAAAUUGUUAAAGAUUUCAAGAUGUCACUAUCAAAAUUUUGGUAUUUGAUAUUAGAAACCUAUUGCUCGACUCUGAAUUUUGACCGUCUUCACCAGUUUAUAUUAUCUUCAUCCAAUGAUAAGACUAACUUGAAAUCACCUAUUGGAUUUCAAAUAAUUGUUGAAACAUGCUUAGCAUACAAGGGGCCUCCAAACUACAUUUCGAUGUAUAUUAACCAGUGCUCCGAUAUCCAUUAUUUGGACAAAUGCCAUUUGUUCAUUUCAAACAACGAUUUGGUAUCAGCUGCCAAUGAAGCAUACAAGUAUAAAGACAUAGAGUUUUUGAACUCUUUGCUCGACAGAGCUAAUAAGCAUGCAAAUGAUUCUGUCGUUCAAUCCAUAAAAGGAUUAAUUACAAGGUUGGGUUAUUAGUGUUUAUAAUAAAAGUUCUAUUUACAAUUUUGAAAA